GUGUUUCACAAAAAAAUGAAUAAAGUGUAAUUACAAGGAUAUGUGAAUGACCUGUAGUUUACUUCUGAAAAAUAUGCAAUGGGUAUCAGUUGUGCUUUUGGGUGUAUCGGGAUGAUUUCUGCUGGUAUAACACGCUAAUGGCGAUGCAAUUUUUAUACUGAUUUUAUAGAUUUUAAAGCUUACUUCUAGAUUUUAAAUAUAAUUUUUCAGUAAUCAUAAUUCGAACACUCCUCGACUAAACAUCUUUUGUACUAAAUCAAACCAUGACAUUCUAUUUAAUUUAAGAGAUCACACCGUAAGCACCACACCAACAAUAACCAACCUACCAACAAAUUACCGAUCACACUUUUUAUGUUUCAUACUAGUAUAUAAUGUAAUAUAAAUUUAAACAGUACUGUUAAGGGCAAAUAUAUACUUUACUUCAUAUUCUACUUUUCAUUCCAUCUCUCAAGAGCACUGCUUAAUUCAUCUCCCUGAAGAAAUAAAUGGGAGAUGCAAAUUCAACCAAAGAAAACAUUAUGGACUCCGUGCGCGAGGUGGUCUUUAAACAAUCAGAGAACCUAGAAGGUUCUUGCAGUAAAAUUGAGGGCUACGAUUUCAAUCAAGGAGUCGACUAUCAUCAGCUUCUUAGCUCCAUGCUCUCCACUGGUUUUCAAGCCUCCAAUCUUGGUGAGGCAAUUCAAGUUGUCAAUCAAAUGCUAGAUUGGAGGCUUGCAAACGAGCCUAUAGCCGAGGAUUGCACCGAAGAGGAGAGAGAUCCAGCAUUUAGAGAGUCAGUUAGGAGCAAGUUGUUUUUGGGGUUUACUUCAAAUCUUGUCUCUUCUGGUGUCCGUGACACCAUUAGGUAUCUUGUUCAGCAUCAUAUGGUUGAUGUAGUGGUUACUACAGCUGGUGGAGUGGAAGAAGAUCUUAUAAAGUGCCUUGCACCCACGUAUAAGGGUGAAUUUUCAUUAGCUGGUGCUGCUCUGCGCUCUAAAGGACUAAAUCGUAUUGGGAACUUGCUGGUUCCGAAUGACAACUACUGCAAAUUUGAGGAUUGGAUCAUUCCAAUAUUUGACCAGAUGUUGGAGGAGCAGACUGCCAAGGGUGUGCUAUGGACACCAUCAAAGUUAAUUGCUCGCUUGGGGAAAGAAAUUAAUCACGAGAGUUCAUAUCUGUACUGGGCAUAUAAGAACAAUGUAUCUGUCUAUUGCCCUGGAUUAACAGAUGGCUCAUUAGGGGAUAUGCUCUACUUUCACUCUUUCCGUAAUCCUGGUCUAGUCGUUGAUCUAGUGCAAGAUAUAAGAGCCAUGAAUGGUGAGGCAGUACAUGCAAGUCCUAGGAAGACUGGGAUGAUAAUUCUUGGGGGAGGACUACCCAAACAUCACAUUUGCAAUGCCAAUAUGAUGCGUAAUGGUGCAGAUUUUGCUGUCUUCAUCAACACAGCUCAGGAAUUUGAUGGAAGUGACUCCGGUGCUCGUCCAGAUGAAGCUGUAUCUUGGGGAAAAAUUCGUGGUUCUGCGAAGACAGUAAAGGUACAUUGUGAUGCAACUAUUGCAUUUCCUUUGUUGGUCGCAGAAACAUUUGCUACAAGGAAAAAGAAUUAUCCGGAUGCCAAGCCCUGAUAUGUUUCUUGUGAUGCAGACCUUGCUCUGUAUUUUACUUGUGUAAAUUUAAUUUACAGCAAACUGAUCCUAUUUAUUACAAAAUACGUCAAUGCUAGGGAGUAGAAGCUUGUCAGCCGCAGAUCUAUUCAUUUGGCUAAUAUUGUCAAAACACUAGCGUAGAUUUUGGAACGCAGUCUUAUGAACAUGAAUCUUUCAAGUUCUCGGAAGUGUAAUUUUCACCAAGGAAGGAAAUGUCUAUCCUUAUUUGCAAAUCAGAGAAUAUGUUUGUAACCUAGAUUAAUAUGAAAGCCACUUAUUAUUAGAAAA
Daucus carota subsp. sativus is the source of this 1913-nucleotide messenger RNA. Its product is annotated as deoxyhypusine synthase. Lineage: Eukaryota; Viridiplantae; Streptophyta; Magnoliopsida; Apiales; Apiaceae. Bases 486 to 1604 code for a protein of 372 amino acids. The record is from RefSeq and is a predicted model, not a curated record. Gene Ontology annotation, molecular function: deoxyhypusine synthase activity. The transcript is spliced from 8 exons. Gene Ontology annotation, cellular component: cytoplasm. Gene Ontology annotation, biological process: peptidyl-hypusine biosynthetic process.